CUCCUCUCCUCUUCACGCUUCUGAAGCUGAAGACAACCAACAGGCUGCGCUCGUGAUUAUGCACAUUUGAAGCUUGUCAGAGUGACUCCGAGAGGAAUGGUCAUUCGGUUCGUUGCGACGAAAAGGGAAUUCUCUCGUUGAAGACGAAUCAUCAGUUCAAGUGACACAUCAAGAUGGACAGACUGUUACGAUUAGGCGGUGGAAUGCCGGGUUUAAAUCAAGGACCACCCCCUUCCGAUGCGCCUGUUGUUGACACAGCUGAGCAGGUAUACAUAUCAUCCUUGGCCCUCUUAAAAAUGCUUAAGCACGGUCGUGCUGGAGUACCAAUGGAAGUGAUGGGUUUGAUGCUGGGAGAAUUUGUCGAUGAUUACACUGUUCGCGUUAUUGAUGUAUUUGCUAUGCCGCAAACAGGAACGGGUGUCAGUGUAGAGGCGGUGGAUCCAGUGUUUCAAGCAAAGAUGUUAGACAUGCUGAAGCAGACUGGUCGGCCAGAAAUGGUAGUGGGCUGGUAUCAUUCUCAUCCUGGUUUUGGUUGCUGGCUGUCCGGAGUAGAUAUUAACACUCAACAGUCUUUCGAGGCUCUCAGUGAAAGAGCUGUAGCUGUUGUUAUUGAUCCUAUACAAUCGGUGAAGGGAAAGGUUGUCAUUGAUGCAUUUAGAUUAAUCAAUCCAAACAUGAUGGUCUUGGGACAAGAACCGAGGCAAACAACGUCGAAUUUAGGCCAUCUACAGAAACCCUCGGUACAAGCGCUGAUACACGGAUUAAAUCGACAUUAUUACAGUAUUAGUAUUAAUUAUCGCAAAAACGAGUUGGAACAGAAAAUGCUGCUGAAUUUACAUAAAAAGACAUGGAUGGACGGUCUGACCCUUGCCGAAUAUUCGGAACACAGUCGACUCAAUGAGAAUAUUGUUUCAGAGAUGCUUGAACUUGCAAAGAAUUACAAUAAGGCCUUGGAGGAAGAAGAAAAGAUGACACCAGAACAAUUAGCAAUAAAGAAUGUGGGCAAGCAAGAUCCGAAAAGACAUCUUGAGGAAAAAGUGGAUACACUAAUGGCUACAAAUAUUGUUCAGUGUUUGGGAGCUAUGCUUGACACAGUUGUAUUUAAAUAAUUGUUUUCGAUACACCAUUCGCAAUAUGAUAUUUAAAGGAAAUAUACAUCUUUUUAAAAUAAAAAUGAUACUUUUUUGAUAUUCAUAACUAAUGCAAACACUAUGCGCUAGUUUUGUGUAAAUCUUUAUUGAAGAUAUAUACUAUCUUUAUGAAUCUAUUUACUUGUUGAACUGAAUUAUACAUAUAUAUAUAUAUUACAAAUUGUAAAUUAUGAUAUGUAAAUGGUAAAUGUUUAAUGAACCAAGGAAUCAUUCAUACAUCAUAGAUAUAUUAACAAUGAGGUAAUAUACAGUGAAUUAAAAAAAG
Nylanderia fulva is the source of this 1416-nucleotide messenger RNA. RefSeq names its product regulatory particle non-ATPase 11 (gene Rpn11). Gene Ontology annotation, molecular function: metallopeptidase activity; protein binding. NCBI's taxonomy places the organism in Eukaryota, Metazoa, Arthropoda, Insecta, Hymenoptera, Formicidae. The record is from RefSeq and is a predicted model, not a curated record.